AUGGAACUAGGAUGGAUGAAGGAGAGAAUUCAGCUCUUCGCGGCAUUGACAGACCCAUUUUCCGCCACGCUUGACGCAUUUCCUUCUAUAUACCCUGGGGCUACUGACCUUUCAAAGCCGAUAGCUUUCACUGAUGUCUAUUCCGGUAUCAGCCACCUGCGAAGGAAUUUUGCAGCCCUUAGCGCCUCCUACGGUGCCUGUCAUAUUGACGCAGAUUUUUCUACGUUCACGAUGCGUCUUCCACCCAAUCGGGAUAUGUUAAAUCUCACGGGGAUUCAUCUGCCCGAGUACAAGGACAUUAGUAACCCGACGGUCCGCACUGUGCAGACGCCAAAGGCCACUUCACCGGCCCCAACUGCCUCGAACGCAGCCCCCGUAAAGAACUCCUCGGGGGAUGCCACCGGCGCAACGGAGGAUUCUGCUGCCUCCGCUUCGGACGCCCAGAAGCCAGAAGACUUUGCCACUGCCGACGACGAACGCUACAAGCACGAAUAUUACAUUCUCCGUGCCUAUGAAGCCGGCUUUCCCACGCUGGAGCCUCGUUCGCCAACCAGGAAAGUCGUCUCACGGAUGCAGCACCUCGUCAGGAUGACAAAUGAUCGCAAAAUGUCUGAGCAUAGAACGCCUCCUAUCGCAAAAAGCACGAGUCCGGCGCAGAGUACGACUGCAGCAGUGUAUUCAUCAGACGCUCAAAAGAAAACGACACCGCCCGUUGUUCGACCAAUGGUUUCAGUGAAGCCAGUGACGGCGACGGGAACCCCUACGUCAAGUGUGAACGGGGAGCCCGCAUGUUCCCAGUCCGAAGGCGUGGGGCCCGAAUCAAUUGACCUAGAGGCGCUCAUUCAAUCGCAUGCUGAACAUAAAAGGAAAAUGGAGGAGAAGGCCAGUCGGAGGCGACUCCUGCAGAAGGCAGUAGUACGAACUGUGCCAGUAGAGCAGGCCCCACCUUCGCAGCCCGUGAAGACUGAGGAACCAAAAGUGAGGACCAAGGAGCCCACAUCACCCAGUGCCUCCCCUACGGGCACUUCCUCACCACAGGUCCCAUUGGAUCCCACGGAACGCUUUGAAUGGAUGGUUGAGGGCAUCUUUGACCACCUGACACCAUACGAUGUACGUUGUCUGGUGGAGGUGCUCGACUUACUGAAUCGGGCCGGAGACUUUCAAUGCGCCUUCCCCUGUUACGACGUCCAACAGUCUGCU
Molecule: messenger RNA, 1200 nt
Organism: Dibothriocephalus latus
Lineage: Eukaryota; Metazoa; Platyhelminthes; Cestoda; Diphyllobothriidea; Diphyllobothriidae
Source: the annotation of a GenBank genome assembly